AUGUCAAUCCCAGACGACACAUCCCCCUAUGCAGCCCUCCCAACAUCCCCCAAACGCGCCGCACAAGACGACCUAGCAACCGAACCCGAAUCCCACCCCCCAGCCACGAAACGGUCCCGUGCAACGAGCCCCUCGCAAGACGACGACGACGAUAGCGAAGCAAAGACGCGAGCUACGACAGCGGCGAUGGCGAAUGCGUCACUGACAGCGGGUGAAGGCGAGUGUGAGGGCGAGCAGGGCGUCGGUGAGGGUUCAGCAGCAGCAGAAGCUCCCGCGGCGCAAACGACACAGACACAGCCCGCGGCAGACGAGACACCAGAGACGACGAUACAGCCUCCUCCGUCUGCGCCAAAGACCAAGACGUGUGGCGUGUGUCACGAAAAAGAGGGAAAAUACAAGUGCACGCGCUGCGCAUUACCAUUCUGCUCCGUCCCGUGCAACAAAACGCACCGCGAGAACCACCCGCCCGAUCCCGAACCGGCGCCGAAACCCCCCUCAGCCGCCAUCGAACCCCCUGCGCCGAGCAGCGCCGCUGCCGCCGCAAGCGACCCGAGGAACCCCUUCAGCGUCCUCGACGACUCAGAUCAGCUCCAGUACCUCUUCCGACGGUACCCGACUCUGCAGGCGCGACUCCUCGAGAUCUUUGCCGCCACGGAGCCGCCGCCGGAACUGCAGUCCACGGGGAGCAGCCUCAACGACAUGAUGAAGGCGCGGGCGCUGGCGGCCGCGAACCCGAAAAAGGAACAGUGGACGCACGACGUCGGGAUCCGCAAGGGGAAGGAGGCGCUGCGGAGGGCAAGGGCCGCCGACGGCGAGGACGGCGAGGGCGUGAGGGAGUAUGUCGAGCUCAUCAAUCACCUCAUGUCGCAGGCGAGCGCGGCGGCAGAGGCAGAAGAGGUGAUUAGGAAACAGGCGGCCGAGAAGGAUGCCGAGCUGAUUAGGCGCCUCAUGACGGAGGACCGCGGGUGA
Colletotrichum acutatum is the source of this 969-nucleotide messenger RNA. RefSeq lists its product as uncharacterized. The transcript has 2 exons. Lineage: Eukaryota; Fungi; Ascomycota; Sordariomycetes; Glomerellales; Glomerellaceae. Gene Ontology annotation, cellular component: nucleus; pre-snoRNP complex. Bases 1 to 969 code for a protein of 322 amino acids. The record is from RefSeq and is a predicted model, not a curated record. Gene Ontology annotation, biological process: snoRNA localization; maturation of LSU-rRNA from tricistronic rRNA transcript (SSU-rRNA, 5.8S rRNA, LSU-rRNA); box C/D snoRNP assembly.